Molecule: messenger RNA, 1921 nt
Organism: Trichomycterus rosablanca
Lineage: Eukaryota; Metazoa; Chordata; Actinopteri; Siluriformes; Trichomycteridae
Product: GTPase IMAP family member 4-like
Exons: 2
Coding region: 49-1698 (549 amino acids)
Molecular function (GO): GTP binding
Source: RefSeq, a predicted model, not a curated record
GUUCAGACUGAACUCAGAUCACUUUGAUGUGGAAUUAAUGUAGAGAACAUGUUCAACUCUUCACCUUCUACAUUUACUGUAACAUCUAGUGCUGCUGCUAUAUCAGAGAAGCUUGGUGGAAAUGAUGAGAACCAGAACGAUAAAGAGGAGGACGAACUCAGACUGGUGCUCAUCGGUCGGACAGGCUCAGGAAAGAGCGCUUCAGGAAACACCAUCCUUGGACGACGGCAUUUUCUGUCAGAGCUGAGAUCGAGCUCUGUGACCCAGAUCUGUGAGCAGGGGAGCACCGAGCUGCCUGAAGAUGAAGCAUCUGACCAGUGGAAAAAGAUCAUGGUAGUAGACCUGCCAGGAUUUGGCGAUACUCACCUAAAUCCAGACCAGGUCCACACCGAAAUCGCCAAGUGUGUGACCCUGAGUGCGCCCGGCCCACAUGCUUUCCUGCUGGUCAUGCAGAUUGGUCGCUACACCGAGGAUGAAGACCGGGCCGUCAAUGAGAUCAUCCAGAUCUUCGGGGAGUCGGCUCUACAGCGCCACACGCUGGUCGUGUUCAGCCGGGGUGAUGAUUUGGAAGAGACCGGCGCCGAUUUGGAAUCCUUUCUGAGUCGGGAACCUCCGGAAGCUCUGAGGUGUUUACUGGAAAGAUGUGGGAGGAGAUAUCAUGUCCUGAACAACAGGAGUCCAUCAGACAGGGUGCAGGUGAAAGAACUGCUCAGGAAAGUUGAAAAGAUGGUGGAGGAGAAUGGCGGGCAGUGCUAUACCAGCACCGUGUUUCAGGAGGCGGAGGCGGCCAUCCAUAAAGAACAGGAGAGGAUGAUGAGUGAAAGGUUAGAAAAUGUGGAAGGGGUGAUGACGUUGGCCAAGAGAAGAAAGACGGAUGGAGAAGGAACGGAGAUGGUCCGAAUUGAAGAGCGAAUCAAGACUGAGAGAUCAGUUGAAGGAUGGAGGUUGUUGAAGGAAGGGUGGCAGAAAUGGAAGGAUAGAGAGGGACGAAGGGGUAGACGUAGACUCGAAUCAUUCCGAACAGAAGCAGCACUUUCACCGAAGGUUCUAGAGCGAGUUAAAGUGUUAGUGGCAGCUGGGGCAACAGGGUUUGCAGUGGGGGCGGUUUGUGGUGCAGUCGCCCCUCUUGCUUUAGCAGCAGGAGCUUCUGUUGUUGGGGGUUCGAUGGGUCUUGCUGCAGGUGUAGCUGGGAAAACAGCCAUAGCUGUGGGGGCAGCUAUGGGAGGCGUGGUCGGGGGGACAAACGGUGUGAUUGUUGGGGCUGAAGCUACAGGCCCUGGGGAGGCAGCACUGGAGACUCUAGAACAGGUAGGUUUAAUAGGGGUCGCGGUAGUGAGUGGGGCUGCGCUCGUAGGUGGGGCUUACUCUGUAGGUGCAGGGCUUGUCGGAGCAGGGCUUGAGGGCGGGGCGGUCAGUAGUGCUGCCCUUACCGGAGCUGAAGCAGUGAGCAUCACCGGAUCCGCAGCUGCAGCUGCCCCACAGGCACAACAGGCACUAGGGGGCGCUGUAGUUAAUGCUAUAGCAGCUACCAGAGCAGAAACCACCAGCCGGAUUUUAUCAGCGGUCACAGAGUUUGGGAAGGCCGCAGCAGGAAUCGCACUAGCAGGGGGGUUAGCGGUGAAAGUGGUGAAGGAAAAAGUUUGCUCAGCCGCCGGAUACACGGAGAGAAAGUCGUAUGAGAUCUACUGGAACAAAUGAGGUGUUGAGUUCACAUCCAUAUUAAAUGGAUUAUAUGCAGUAAUUGCCUUAUUUCUACACUAGGUUUAUAUACACCGAUCAGCCAUAACAUCAAACCACCUCCUUGUUUCAACACUCACUGUCCAUUUUAUCAGCUUCGUUUUGUAGUUCUACAAUUACUGACUGUCCAUCUGUUUUUUUACAUACUUUUUGGCCUGCUUUCACCCUGUUCUUUAAUGGUCAG